AUGCAUCGUCUCGUUCUUAGCAACCCUUUCGUGGCGCUUGUCGCACCGAUCCUUCUCGGUGUGCUGGCGCACAAGCUUCUGAGAAAGAGGAGAGCAAGUGCGCAAAGAGACGCGGAUGAUCAGCAUCCUGGUACGCCUAGUCCUCCGAUCCAGCCCAGAGGGAACGAUUUCGACGUGUUCUUGAGCUUUAGAGAUGUAGAUACUCGAACAGGUUUCACUGACUACCUCUAUUGCAGCCUCGUCGAUGUUGGAAUCCGUGUCUUCAUGGACGACAAUGAGCCCCGCUUGGGCGAGAGAUUGAGCGAAGAGCUUAUGCAAGCCAUUAGUAACAGCAAUAUUUUGAUCCCGAUUAUCUCUGAGAAUUAUGCUUCUGACAAAUGGUGCCUUCAAGAACUGGUUUGCAUGAUGGAGUGCCUAAAACAACGGGGACACAGAGUGUGUCCCAUAUUCUACAAAGUGAAAGUUGCGGAGGUGCGAUAUCAACAAGGUCGUUUUGAAGAGGCAUUUCGUAAUUACAAGCGGAGGCGUUUUGACCCAGAGGUUGUGGCCAAAUGGAAGAAAGCGCUUGCAGAAGUCUCUUGCUUGAAGGGAUGGGAAUCAGAGAAAGUUGCAGAUGGGUAA
Messenger RNA from Eucalyptus grandis, 621 nucleotides. Its product is annotated as toll/interleukin-1 receptor-like protein. The coding region runs from base 1 to 621 and encodes 206 amino acids. Gene Ontology annotation, biological process: signal transduction. Lineage: Eukaryota; Viridiplantae; Streptophyta; Magnoliopsida; Myrtales; Myrtaceae. The record is from RefSeq and is a predicted model, not a curated record. The transcript has a single exon.